GCGCACAAUAAAAUGGCAGAAGAUUCUUUAUCAGCUCAAGACCCACUCAUCUGUUCUGUCUGUCUGGAUUUAUUUAACGAUCCAGUGACUAUUCCCUGUGGACACAGUUACUGUAUGAGCUGUAUUGAGGGCUGCUGGGAUCAGGAUGAUCAGAGAAGAGUCUACAGCUGCCCCCAGUGUAGACAGACCUUCACUCUAAGACCUGCUCUUAAAAAAAGUACCACAUUGGCCGAACUGGCUGAGAGACUGAGGAGGAAAAGACUCCAGGCUGCUCCUCUUGCUGUCUGUUAUGCUGGACCUGGAGAUGUGGAGUGUGACAUCUGCACUGGGAGAAAACUCAAAGCUGUCAAAUCCUGUCUGGUGUGUCUGGUGUCAUUUUGUGAAAUACACCUCCAGCCUCACUAUGAAUCUCCUGCCUACAAAAAACACAAGUUGGUCAAAGCCUCCACACGACUACAGGACAGGAUCUGCUCUCAACAUGACAGACUUGUGGAGAUUUACUGUCGCACUGACCAAAAAAUGAUCUGCUAUUUGUGUACAAUGGAUGAACACAAAGGCCAUGAUACAGUCUCAGCGGCAGCUGAAAGGUCUGAGAAACAGAGGCAGUUGGGGGAGACUCAGAGAAAAUCCAGACAAAGAAUCCAGGAGAGAGAGAAGGAGCUUCAGGAGUUGAAACAGGCUAUGAAUUCUCUGAGGAUCUCUGCACAGACAGCAGUGGAGGACAGUGAGAGGAUCUUUACUGAGAUGAUCCGCUCCAUUGAGAGAAGACGCUCUGAGGUGAUAAAACAGAUCAGAGAUAAGGAGAAGGCUGAACUGAGUCUGGCUGAAGAUCACAUAAAGAAACUGGAGCGGGAGAUUGCUGAACUGAGGAAGAGAGACACUGAGCUGGAGCAGCUUUUACACAAAGAGGAUCACAUCCAUUUCCUCCAGAGUUUCCAGUCUCUCUCUGUUCAUUCAGGAGUUAAGUUACGCAGGAUGACUGUCAAUCCAGUCUUCUCUUUUGAGGAUGUGAGGAAAUCUGCCUCUGAAAUGAAGACGAGACUAGACAAAUUCCUCAGUGAAGAGACAAUCGAUAUACAAGAAAAAGUUAAUACAGACCAGCUUUUCUUACCUGCUCAGCCAAAAACCAGACAGGAAUUCUUACAGUAUCUCCGUCUGCUCACACUGGAUCCCAAGACAGCACACAGACAACUUUAUCUGUCUGAGGGGAACAGAAAGGUGACGAGGACUAAUACAGCUCAGCCAUAUCUGGAUCAUCCAGAGAGAUUUGAAGCGUGGGGGCAGGUUCUGUGUAGACAGAGUUUGACUGGACGCUGUUACUGGGAGGUUGAGUGGAGUGGGUGUGUUUAUAUAGCGGUCUCAUACAAAGACAUCAGGAGGAAAGGGAACAGCAAAGAGUGUGGGUUUGGGUACAAUAAUCAGUCUUGGAGCUUGUUUGGUUCUGAUAUAAAUGCCAAGUACAUUUUCAAACACAAUAAUAUUAUGACUGAAAUCCCAACAGUGCACAGCGGUCCAAGAAUAGGAGUGUAUCUGGAUCACAGGGCAGGAAUUCUAGCCUUCUACAGGGUCUCUGACACAAUGACUCUCCUCCACAGAGUCCAGACCACAUUCACUCAGCCCCUCUAUGCUGGAUUCUGGAUUUUCCUUGGAUCUGUUCACAUUAAGAACCAACUCUAA
Messenger RNA from Chanos chanos (milkfish), 1677 nucleotides. RefSeq names its product tripartite motif-containing protein 16-like. Gene Ontology annotation, molecular function: zinc ion binding; protein binding. The transcript has 6 exons. The coding region runs from base 13 to 1677 and encodes 554 amino acids. NCBI's taxonomy places the organism in Eukaryota, Metazoa, Chordata, Actinopteri, Gonorynchiformes, Chanidae. The record is from RefSeq and is a predicted model, not a curated record.